CUCCACCUGCGCUUGGCGGUUGCGGCCGCAUGGAGGCCGCUGCAGGCGCUGCAGCCGCAGAAGGGAAAGUCCAGCGGGCGACGGCACCGGGGCGCGCGCCCAGGCCCUACGUCAACCUGCGGCCACGGCUGACCUAUUUUGGACCCGGCUGGUUACAUUAGUCACGCCGAGGGCGCUCCUCAAACCCGCGGGGCCCUGAGCACCUUCGCAACCAGGCAAACCUGCGAGGCCGCGAGACACGGCCUCCGGCGGGGGCACCCCGCCCCAGCUGCCCCGGGACCCAGCGCGGCCCCGGAGGGACCAGUGGCUGCGCCCCCGCGGAGACCAGGGGGAAGGCGCCCCGCACAGCACUUUCCCGACCAGGCCCAGGCAUGCAGGUCCUUGUAAGGCAAAAACUUCGAUGGGAGCCUACCUCCCUAAAGCCUCGUGGUGGAACAGCUGUUUGACGCAUUUAGAAGAAAGAAUGACACCCCUACAGAGGAACAUGAUGUGAAUGGAAGAGACCUGUCAUUAUACCCUCCCCAAGAAAUUGAUUGGAAAUGGGGAAGAAAAACAGUUAUUUGAUGCAAACAGUACAGCACUCUGAACAGACUCUAAAAACAGCUCUCAUCUCAAAGAACCCAACGCUUGUGUCACAGUAUGAGCAGUUAGAUGCUGGCGAACGGCGUUUGCUAAACAAAGCCUUCAAGCCAGGCAAUGAUCUGUUUGGACCCAUUACCUUGCAUUCGGAAUCAGACUGGAUCACCUCCCAUCCCGAGCCUCCCCAGGACUUCCAACAGUUUUUCAACGAUCCUUCUAGAAAGGCACCGUCUCCAGACAAAUGCAGUAUUUAUAUACAGUGCAUUGGAUCUCUAGGAAACACCAGAAUUAUCAGUGAAGAAUAUAUUAAGUGGCUCAAGGGCUACUGUGAAGCAUUUUUCUAUGGCUUGACAGUGAAACUCCUAGAACCGGUUCCUGUCUCUGUAACGAGGUGUUCCUUUAGAAUCAAUGAUAACACACAAAACCUACAAAUUCAUGCAGGGCACAUCCUGAGGUUCUUAAAAAGGAAGAAACCUAGAGAUGCCUUCUGUAUUGUGGGAAUAACAAUGAUUGAUCUUUACCCACGAGACUCCUGGAAUUUUGUCUUUGGACAGGCCUCUUUGACAGAUGGUGUGGGGAUAUUCAGCUUUGCCAGGUAUGGUAGUGAUUUUUGCAGUUCACACUAUGAAGGCAAAGUGAACAAGCUGCAGAAAGUAUCUUCAAGCGACUAUUCCGUUUUUGAUAACUAUUAUAUUCCUGAAGUGACCAGUGUUUUGCUGCUUCGUUCCUGUAAGACUUUAACCCAUGAGAUCGGACACAUAUUCGGACUUCGACACUGCCAGUGGCUUGCAUGCCUCAUGCAAGGCUCCAACCACUUGGAAGAGGCUGACCGGCGCCCCCUCAACCUCUGCCCUAUCUGUUUACGCAAGCUGCGGUGCGCUGUGGGCUUCAACAUAAGAGAGAGAUACCAAGCGCUGGUGAAGUGGAUUGAAGAUGAGUCUGCUGACACCCCUGGAGUCGGCACGGAACACAGUCAGGAAGAUAAUGUGAAUUUACCAAAACCCGUGGAAGCCUUUAAGGAGUGGAAAGAGUGGAUAAUAAAAUGCCUUGCUGUUGUCCAAAAAUGAGGACCUUCACAUAGGAGUAAUUACAAUAAACACCUUGCACAUUA
Mirounga angustirostris (Northern elephant seal) is the source of this 1690-nucleotide messenger RNA. It is a transcript of the gene AMZ2, whose product is annotated as archaelysin family metallopeptidase 2. Gene Ontology annotation, biological process: proteolysis. Gene Ontology annotation, molecular function: metallopeptidase activity. The transcript is spliced from 10 exons. The record is from RefSeq and is a predicted model, not a curated record. The coding region runs from base 540 to 1646 and encodes 368 amino acids. NCBI's taxonomy places the organism in Eukaryota, Metazoa, Chordata, Mammalia, Carnivora, Phocidae.